CAUACAGAAUUAAUGACUGACCACAUGCAGAACCCGAUGUCCUCUCAGAUCUUUCAGGAGACUGCUUCGACGUGGCUCGAGGCGACUGCAGCGCGACGAACGAGCAAGUAUGUAGACCAAGUGACCGUCACGACCUACUCCUCCUCCUCCUCUGGUAGCGGUCUAUCAACACCGCCUUGCAACGAGAGCAGGCGCAGCACACAAACAGAGACCGAUUGGUCAUUGAACAGCGGGUCCCACAGCGCCGAGACCAAGAAGUCAAAGGAGCUCAUCCAAGCCCUGGAAGGAAAAAAUGUAGAGAACCGCGCGCUACUGGCUGAGCUCGUCAGGAUGGAAAAGAAGGUGCAGGAGCAAGAUGAGCAUUACCGUGUGCUUGAAGAGCGCUAUGGUGCGCAAAGGGCUCAACGCGUGAAGGAUAAGGAGACAGUGGAUGACGCCUUCGCGCAGUAUCAGGCUUUGGAGACUUGCUGCGAUGCCCUGGAAGAGAAGCACGACAAUAUGAAAGCUCAGUGCGAUCAGAUGGACCAAGAGCACCAAGCCCAACUUCAGACUAAGGACCGACAGCUGUCGAAGCUCGAAAACAACCACGAGCGUGCUGUCGCAGUGCUUGAAGAUACCCACCAGAAACAGCUUGCGAGCAGAGAGGCCGAGAUCGACGAAGCAAAGGCACUCUUCCAAAAGAAGGAUGAAGAGAUGGAUCAAGCCGGUACGGAGCAGCGCAAGCUCACCAAGGCGGCCAAGAUCAACCGAGACGCCUGGUCGGAGGAGAAAACAUCGAUGAAGCACCGAAUAACGCAGAUGAACCACGACUAUAGAGACUCGCUCCAGGCGCAGAAGGAUGAGAUCGAGCGGUUGACCAACUGCAAGCGCCGCCUUGAGAUCGAGAACGCCUUGAUGUCUAAAGCAAAUCAGCGCCAUCCUCCAGACAUGGAGCAGGUCCAAGAAGCCAUCGCAGAGUCACAGUCGGCGCGAAAGGAGCUUGAGACAGCGCGGACGCGAUAUAUGGUUAUCGCUGAAAAGAAUGAGAACAUUCUCGAGACGAUGCAACAGGAACGCGAUCACUGGCAACUCCAGCUCAAGAAGGAGAAGGAUGCCCAGAUACAGGCGUACGAGUUGCAACAACAAGUCAUCGAACUCGAAGACAGGCUCGGUUUUCGCAAUGAUCUGAUCCGUGAUCUUGGUGAGCAGAUUGAGGUGCUCAAGCGCAGUCAAGUCUUGGAUCAACAACAUCUUGAUGGUCCCACCUCCGGUUUCGAUGCUAGCUACAAGGCGGCCUCUGAUAAUGACGCGUUACGUGAUCAAAUCAAGUCCAUCCUAAAUGAGCAGGCCGAGUUACAGAGAGAACUUGCCAAGUUCGACACAGAGAAUCUGAGCUUGUCGAUGAAAAUCGAAUAUGCGGAGGAGCAACUUCACGCAUCGGAGAAAGAAAACAAAGACCUUAAACAUGCGCAUGCAACAAUGAUCAAGGAGAUCAAGUUCUUACGCAAUGCCAUCAAACGAGAUGGCAACUUGACUGUCGACGACAAAGCUAAUCUCGGCCAACAUCUGUGCGAACUAACUGAGCAAAAUCAGGCACUCACUGAGGAGGUUUCCGGCCUGGCCGACGACCUUAAAGCGGCACGCGAAUACAACAAGGCCGUCCACGAUAAAGCAGACUCUGAGAUACAGAAGGCACAGAAGGCGACGGACUUCUACUACACCGCAUACUACGAUGAGGCGGUGUCAAAAGUAGAGCGUCUACUCGAGGAGGUUCGUAGUCUCAACAUGGAGCUGGGCCGAGACGUCCACGUCCAAGAGCGCGUGGAGCGCAACAAGGUCGUAGCAGACCGGGCUGCUUUACGGUACGCCUGCGACCUAACAAUGAGGGGGGUCGACACUGCCAUGAUUCCUGCCGAGUAUUACGAACCCGGCUUCAGGCCUGGUUGGAUCCCCGCGACAUAUGAUGCUUUGCGAGUACUUCGGCCUUUGGGCUGGAUACCAGUGCAUGAGUUGGAGAAGGUGUACCUGGCUCCAAUGUACAAACCCUUUACUGAAGAGGACGUCGCAUAUCGUCUGGAGGCCCAGGAGCAGACAGAGCGAAAG
Molecule: messenger RNA, 2082 nt
Organism: Cucurbitaria berberidis CBS 394.84
Lineage: Eukaryota; Fungi; Ascomycota; Dothideomycetes; Pleosporales; Cucurbitariaceae
Exons: 2
Source: RefSeq, a predicted model, not a curated record